Nothobranchius furzeri (turquoise killifish) is the source of this 1825-nucleotide messenger RNA. Its product is annotated as heparan sulfate glucosamine 3-O-sulfotransferase 6. NCBI's taxonomy places the organism in Eukaryota, Metazoa, Chordata, Actinopteri, Cyprinodontiformes, Nothobranchiidae. Gene Ontology annotation, molecular function: [heparan sulfate]-glucosamine 3-sulfotransferase activity. The record is from RefSeq and is a predicted model, not a curated record.
UGCAGCAGCAGCAGCACACUUUACAGAUUGAAUUAAUCAAAUACAAUUAUAAAUACAUUUUUAAGCAGAUGUACUUCUGAAGGACACAAAGCUUCAGGUUGUUUCUAUGAGGGAAUCUCUCCAUGUAAUUCUUCCCACUUGCGCAACAGGUUCCGUCCAAAUGAAACUCCGACCCAUGUAGGAGGAAGAAGCAUGUUGUCACCGUUCUGGUCCUCUGGAGUCGAUCAGGAGAUCAACUCAUGGGAUGUAGUGGAUGCAGAGUCCGGCUCAACUUCGGGAAGGUGCUCUCCAAAGUCUCCGUGUUCCUUACCAUGGUCCUGAUCAUCACCUACUUCUUCUACUGCCUCACGGGACUCUGUGACUCAGCUCCGAGGACUUUAUACAGCCACUCAGCCCCGAGGGGGGACUAUGAGCUUCUGGAUGACCGCCGUAGAGUGGAGGACCUACGGCCGUCUGUGCGCUCUGACGCGCCGUCCCAUCGGAACCGCACAGAGUCAGAAGACGCACAGCAGCAGGUGGAUACGGAAGAACAGCCGUCCCAGAACAGAAACGGAAUCCCGGUGUCCAACACUUUCGGGACUAAAAGGUUUCCUCAGGCGAUCAUAAUCGGUGUGAAGAAAGGUGGAACCCGCGCUCUGCUGGAGUUCCUGCGCAUCCACCCGGACGUGCGUGCGUUUGGCGCAGAGCCGCACUUCUUCGACCGGUUUUAUGACAAAGGGCUGGAGUGGUACAGGAACUUGAUGCCUCGAACCCUGGAUGGACAGGUCACCAUGGAGAAGACGCCCAGCUAUUUUGUCACCAAGGAGGCUCCCAGUCGAGUCUGCACCAUGAACUGCCAAACCAAGCUAAUCGUAGUGGUCCGGGACCCAGUGACCCGGGCCAUCUCUGACUACACCCAGACUCUUUCCAAGAACCCAGGCCUUCCAUCCUUCCAGAGCCUGGCUUUGAAGAACUCCUCUACAGGUUUGAUCGACACCACCUGGAGCGCCGUGCGCAUCGGCCUCUACACCAAGCACCUGGAAAACUGGCUUCAGUAUUUCCCCUUGUCCCAGUUUCUGUUUGUUAGCGGUGAGCAGCUAGUGUCCGAUCCUGCCGGGGAGAUGGGUCGGGUUCAGGACUUCCUGGGUCUGAAAAGGGUGAUUUCAGAGAAACAUUUCUACUUCAACCAGACCAAAGGCUUCCCCUGCCUGAAGAAGCCAGAGGGCAGCAGCAGACCCCGCUGUCUUGGGAAGUCUAAAGGAAGACCUCAUCCUCAGAUCUCAUCUGAGGUUCUGCAGAGACUUAGAGACUUCUACAGGCCUUUCAACCAUCGCUUCUAUCAGAUGAGUGGGCAGGACUUUGGCUGGGACUAAGAAGGAAGUCUCAGCUAUGAUGAAGGGAUCGAUAUGCAAGUUAUUAUAAUUCAAGACACAACAAACACUUUUGUUGUUUUUGUUCUGCUGGUUUAAGAGUAAAUUCACUCUAUCCACACUUUGUUUAUAAGAUAUAUUUAUCUUUUAUGUUGACAUAAAAAGCAACAGCUUCAAAUUUUAUGGAAGAAAAAAGUUAUUUAUUGUUGAACCAUAAAACUGGAAUGCUUCCCUGACAGGACAUUGAGGAUAAUGUCAUACUUUUACACGUUUAAUGCGUUUAUAGCUUUUAAAGGGAAAUUUGACAAAGUUGUUGCAGGUUAUAGUUUAUUUUCUGUAUUUAAUACCUCAUGUGUAAAUAUUGCAUUUUAAGUAUAUGCAUAUGUUUUCAAACCAAACGUUAUAUUCUAUAUUUGUGUUACCUCUAACAGCACAGUUUUUAUUAAUUGAUCAUAAUAAAUUAUUUUUUAAAUCAA